Molecule: messenger RNA, 2204 nt
Organism: Theobroma cacao (cacao)
Lineage: Eukaryota; Viridiplantae; Streptophyta; Magnoliopsida; Malvales; Malvaceae
Product: myosin
Biological process (GO): cytokinesis by cell plate formation
Source: RefSeq, a predicted model, not a curated record
AUUCCCCGUUCCGUUCCACGGUCCUCACAAUUCACAAUCUCACACGACCGAACACAGAUAUUAAAAAGAAAAAACCAAAACAAAAAAAAAAAGAGCAAAACAAAAAUUUCGCCGACUGUCUCUCAAAGCAUAGUUAUCUUGUGUCCUACUCUCCUCUACGAACAUCUAGGCUUCCGCAUUCCCCUUUCUAUCUUGUAACUAAAAAGAAUUAAAUUAACUCAAGAUUUAGUUACUUCGGUUUCAUGGACCGGAGGCCAACCGAGAGCCCGGUCUACACGCGCCGAUGGAGUAGCGACUCGGGGUCGGGGAGCACCGGCGCUGCUGUUGACUCGCCCACAUUGUCGCCGGCACGUCACCAACCCCACCACUCACGUUCUUCCUCCGCCACAGGCAUUUCCAGUAUCAAGCGGACGCAGAACUUCGCCGCGAAAGCCGCUGCUCAGCGGCUGGCUCAGGUCAUGGCUUCGCAGACCACCGACGACGACGACGACGAAAAUGACGGCGACGAUCUAGGGUUCCGUUAUAGUGCUCCUCCUCCUCUUGCUUUGUCUAGGAACGUUAACGCCACAGCAACCACUGGUGGUGCUGGAAAUAAAGCUGCUAUGAACUCUACGAGGAUCGGCAGAUCUCCUUCACCUGCGUUAGCACGUAACUUCUUAGAGGAAGCACCGACGGUUCGAUCAACAUCAGCUGGAAGGUCACCAGUUUCUCUUCGUGUGGCACCACCUGUACCGCCACCCAGUAAAACAUCACUGAGGACUGCUGUAUCUCUACCUUCAGAGCCUCCAAAAAACCAGCAACUAGAGAAAAGAUUCGCAUCCGACAUUGGGUUUAACUCAAAAGAUACUGGAGAUCAGCAUGAGGCUUCUGCACUCCGUGAUGAACUUGAUAUGCUGCAAGAAGAAAACGAGAAUGUCCUUGACAAGCUCAGACAUGAGGAAGAACAAUGCAAAGAUGUGGAGGCUAGAGUUAGAGAGCUUGAGAAACAAGUUGCUGCUCUUGGAGAAGGUGUAUCUUUGGAAGCCAAACUGCUAAGCAGAAAAGAGGCUGCAUUGCGUCAAAGAGAGGCUGCACUUAAGGAUGCAAAGCAAACUAAAGAUGUUGUAGACACGGAGAUUUUGUCUCUUAGAUCUGAAGUUGAGAAUGCUAAAGAUGAGGUGACAGCCGUUAUAAGGCAGCUUCAUGGAGCUGAAUCUGAAGUAAAAGCCCUUCGUUCAAUGACUCAAAGAAUGAUACUGACUCAGAAAGAGAUGGAAGAAGUUGUCCUUAAGAGGUGUUGGCUUGCUCGCUACUGGGGCUUAGCUGCAAGAUAUGGUAUCUGUGCAGAUAUUGCAUUGUCAAAGUACGAAUAUUGGUCAUCAUUAGCACCUCUUCCUUUUGAGGUGGUUGUUUCUGCUGGACAAAAAGCUAAAGAGGAGUUUUCAGAAAAAGGUGAUGAUGAGAAUGAAAAGAGGAGCAAACUUGUUGAGGACUUAAAUGACCUGACUGGAGAAGGAAAUAUUGAGAGUAUGCUUUCAGUUGAAAUGGGUUUGAAGGAGCUUGCAUCCUUGAAGGUUGAAGAGGCUAUUGUGCAUGCAUUGGCACAACAGAGAAGAGCAAAUUCUGUUAGACUCUCAUUGUCAGAUAUCAAAUCACCACGUGAUCCAAAGUUUAUGGAGGCAUUUGAAUUAAGUCCAGAGGAGUCUGAGGAUGUUCUCUUCAAAGAGGCAUGGCUUACAUAUUUUUGGAGAAGAGCCAAAGCCCAUGGCAUAGAGGACGAUACAGCCAAAGAGCGACUUAAAUUUUGGAUCAGCCGUAGUGGGCAUUCACCAAGUUCACAUGAUGCUGUUGAUGUUGAGGAAGGACUGAUGGAGCUUCGGAAAUUGGGAAUUGAACAUCGACUGUGGGAAGCAUCUCGCAAAGAAAUUGAUCAGGACAAUUCCACUUCAAAGAAAUUUGCUAAAUAGUAGUUGAAAGAGUUCUUGAGGGAGGCAGUGGUGAAAUAGAUGUGUAUUUUAUUCUUUAUAUUUGUAUUUGUUUUUAUGCUGAGUUUUCCUCCAAAUGAGCACAGCUAUGCUGGAUAUGAGAGUUCUGGAAUUGCUUCACCAUAUAAAUUAGUAAAAAGGUAGAAUUCCACUGUAGCAUGUGUGUUUGAUCGCCCAUAAAAACGGGAGAUUCAAUUUUGUAAUGCAAAGAGUCUUAUGGUAGUUGGAUGUGGCUGCCAA